This is a messenger RNA of Trichoplusia ni (cabbage looper), 849 nucleotides long. Its product is annotated as integumentary mucin A.1-like. The record is from RefSeq and is a predicted model, not a curated record. Bases 16 to 849 code for a protein of 277 amino acids. Lineage: Eukaryota; Metazoa; Arthropoda; Insecta; Lepidoptera; Noctuidae. The transcript is spliced from 2 exons.
AUAAGUGUUUAUGACAUGCAGUGUUCUCUAUGUGUAUUUAUAUUCAUUAUAAUAGCAGCAUUACCUGUAACAAAGCAAGAAUCAUGUCCAAACGGUACCGUUGAAGAAUGUGAAGAAAAAUCAAAUCUGCGUCAAAAAGGGUACCGUUUCAAGACAAAUGUCAAUCAAUACGAACAGAAAAAAUACUUAGUGUUUUUGCAGCAGCUAGAACAGCAUGGCGUCAAAAUAAAACAAAAAUCUACGGAAACAGGCCUUUUUGAACCCUUGCUUCUGGCAGAUAAUAAGAAACGAAGGACGAAACGUAGACUAAAAACGACAACAACCGCUUCUCCCGAAUAUAGCUAUUAUUCUGCUGAUGCUUCAACUGAAUCAGAAUCGAAUUCUGGUUCGGAAGCCGAGCCUUUUGAGACGAAACCAAUAAUCACCGCACCAUCAACAUUGCCACCCCGUCACAGGACCAAGUUCUUCGAUUUUGACCAGCCAUAUCCGCCACAACCGAGACCUACCUAUACAACGCUUGGACGAUUUAUAUACGUCACGCAACCCAGAGCUACUCAUGCUAAUCGACCUACAGUAAAACUCACAUAUCCAACACUAGCAAGCACCACGUUUACAACUACUAGAACAACUACUACCACAACUCCUACAACUCCUGCAACUACAACGCCGAUCGAAGUUGAAGUAGAAGAUGAUGAUAGCUCAUCUUCAGAAGAAAGUAUUGAAACUACAACAAAGAAAAAACGAACAAAAACGACGCGCACCAAAAAGAGAACUAGAAAAACCACGCGAAAGAGGAAAGCACCGGUGACAACGGAAGCACAAAAACUUUAUGUGACAACUAUAAUAUAA